CACUAUCUCACAAUUCAGACUAAAAAAACAUUAAUAAUUAUUUAAUUAUUACAAAAACAAGGCGAGGACCUGAAAAAAGAGUUGGUUUUACACAGUGAAAACAACUAAACGGGGGGAUAAGACGACUUGUCGGAGAGUGAGUAGGGUGUGGUCGGCGAGGCACCACCACCACCAACAAGCAAAUGGCUGCUACCAUUGGCGUUGGCGCCGCAAAAGCCAUAUCAAUCGCAAUAGCAGUUAGGCACCUCCGAACAAAACCUUACGCAGCAGCAACAACAACAGCACUUGCUCUUCUUUCACUCCACAAACCUCUCUUCCUCCCUCAUUCCUCUCCCUUCUCCUCUCGCCGCGCUUUUUGCGCCGCGACGCUUCGCACCUCCGACAACAGAGUGCAACAGUUCCGCAGGAAGCUUAGGGUUUCCGAAAUCAAAGAAGGCGACGGCGCCGACGUGCUCGGCCGCAACCUAGUCGUGCAGGGCUGGGUCCGCACGCUUCGCAUUCAGAGUAGCGUCACCUUCCUCGAGAUUAACGAUGGUUCUUGCCUUUCUAACAUGCAAUGUGUGUUGAAUUCGGAGGCUGAAGGUUACGAUCAGGUAGAAUCUGGCUUGGUUACCACUGGUGCUUCAGUGUGGGUGCAAGGAGUUGUGGUGAAGAGUCAAGGAUCGAAACAGAAAGUUGAAUUGAAGGUCAACAAAAUAGUACUGAUUGGCAAAAGCGAUCCCUCCUUUCCCAUCCAAAAGAAAAGAGCCAGCAGAGAAUUUCUAAGAACAAAAGCACAUCUUCGUGCGAGGACAAAUACUUUUGGUGCAGUUGCAAGGGUUAGGAAUGCAUUGGCAUAUGCUACACAUAAGUUCUUCCAAGAAAAUGGGUUUGUAUGGGUCUCCAGUCCUAUCAUCACGGCAUCAGAUUGCGAGGGUGCGGGUGAACAGUUCUGCGUUACUACCUUGAUACCAAGUUCUCAUGAAACUAAUGAUUCUCCUGUUGAUGCUAUUCCAAAAACAAAUGAUGGAUUAAUUGACUGGUCACAAGACUUCUUUGGAAAACCAGCAUUCUUGACUGUUUCAGGUCAACUCAAUGGUGAAACUUAUGCCACUGCUCUCUCUGAUGUGUAUACAUUUGGUCCUACAUUCCGAGCAGAAAAUUCUAACACUUCUAGGCACUUGGCUGAAUUUUGGAUGAUUGAACCGGAGCUUGCAUUUGCUGAUCUAAAUGAUGACAUGGCUUGUGCAACUGCUUAUCUCCAGUUUGUAAUAAGACAUGUUCUCGAUAACUGCAAGGAAGACAUGGAGUUUUUCGAUGCAUGGAUUAAUAAAGGAAUCAUUGAUCGCUUGAGUGAUGUAGCAGAUAAAGAUGUUGUGCAAAUAACCUACACUGAAGCGAUAGAUCUGCUGUCAGGAGCAAAUAAGAAAUUUGAAUUCCCGGUGAAAUGGGGUAGUGAUCUUCAGAGUGAACAUGAGCGUUAUAUAACUGAAGAGGUAUUCAGUGGAUGCCCUGUGAUAAUUAGAGACUAUCCAAAGGAUAUUAAAGCAUUCUAUAUGCGACAGAAUGAUGAUGGAAGGACAGUUGCAGCCAUGGACAUGUUGGUUCCAGGGAUUGGUGAACUUAUUGGUGGAAGCCAAAGAGAAGAAAGGCUUGAGUAUCUAGAAGCUCGUUUAGAUGAUUUAAAGCUGAACAAGGAUGCAUAUUGGUGGUAUCUUGAUUUGCGUCGAUAUGGUUCAGUACCUCAUGCAGGCUUUGGUUUGGGGUUUGAAAGACUUGUCCAAUUUGCAACUGGAAUGGACAAUAUAAGGGAUGUUAUUCCUUUUCCUCGAACUCCUGGCUCGGCUGAGUUUUAGACCUUGCAGAUAUAAGGGACUUCACAAUUCAUUUGUACGAUUCAAACUGUAUUUUAGGCGAUAAAGUAUCUUGCGUCUUUUUUUUCUUUUAUUUUGAAAAAGAAAAUUUCUUGCUUCUAAAUGAAGUAUUUAUACAUUCUGAACUGAGUAGAAUGCAAUUUUGAGGCAAUAUAAUGGUGUCUUCCACAUUGAGCUUAUACAUUAUCAAAUUGUAUUGGAUAUUCAUGAUAUAUAGAAAUUGGAUCCUCUCCUGCAGCUUA
This is a messenger RNA of Glycine soja, 2095 nucleotides long. Its product is annotated as asparagine--tRNA ligase, chloroplastic/mitochondrial-like. The record is from RefSeq and is a predicted model, not a curated record. NCBI's taxonomy places the organism in Eukaryota, Viridiplantae, Streptophyta, Magnoliopsida, Fabales, Fabaceae. Gene Ontology annotation, molecular function: nucleic acid binding; ATP binding; asparagine-tRNA ligase activity. Bases 183 to 1835 code for a protein of 550 amino acids. The transcript is spliced from 15 exons. Gene Ontology annotation, biological process: asparaginyl-tRNA aminoacylation. Gene Ontology annotation, cellular component: mitochondrion.